AUGUCUGAGUUUGAUUCAAUCCCGUCUUGUUUUGUCUGUAAAGUUAGCUUCCUUUCCUUAGAUACUUUAAAUUAUCACCUAUGGCAUUUUCAUGAUAAAUCAACUUUGCAACCGGUUUUGAAUGUAACCGAGGUGGAUCACGAUCUUGGUACGAGUCUGAGCCUCCAUUCGUCGUUCGUCGAAACAUCGCAUCACGAGGUGGAUAAAUCAGUUUUGAUAGUUUUGACCACAGGACAAAAUCUUUGCGAAGAACCACAAAACGAAUUUCAAUUCAAUGAAAUUUCAUGCACAGAGCAGGAUUGCGAUCAACUACAAAACGAAGACCAUAACACAGUUCAGCCACUAGCAAGAGAUGUGUAUGAAUCCAUUGAUUGUCAAAAAAUAGUUGCACAAGAAAUCAAUUCGAGAAAACCUCAAAGAAACAAGGACGAUGUAGACGAACCCGUUCUAGCCACUGAAUCUGAUCUUUGCGAAGAAUCUGAAAUAAUAAUACAUAUUGACGAAGGCGAUCGGACUUUCUUUCAGGAAACUUUUAGUACUGAAUCGAAUUGCAAUGAAUCACAAGAAGAAUUGGAAGAUGUCAAUAGGACUUCGUUUGAUGAAAUUCAACUACAAAACAAAGACCAUAACGCAGUUCAGCAACGAGCAAGUGAUGUGCAUGAAUCCAUUGAGUGUCCAGAAAUAUUUGCACAAGAAAUCGAUUUGGGAAAACAUGAAAAAAACGUGGACAAUGUAGACGAACCCGUUCUAACCACUGAAUCUGGUCUUUGCAAAGAACUUGAAAUAAUAGAUAGUGACGAUAGCGAUUGGACUUCUUUUAACAAAACCGUUAGCACUGAAUCGAAUGGCAAUGAACCACAAAGCACACACCAUGAAACAGUUCAGAAAAAGCGAAGAAUUGAGUUUUGCGAUGAGUGUCAAGAAAUGUUUUCAGACGAGGACAAGUUAAAGAGACAUAAAAUAAAAGUUCACGGUCAUGAAGACAAACCAAUUUUGAUCAGUGAAUCCCAACUUUAUACAGAACCACAAAACGAAAUGAACGAUAAUACAGCUCAGCAACGACCAAGAGAUGUGCAUGAAUCCCUUGAGUGUCCAAAAAUAUUUGCACAAGAAAUCAAUUUGAGAGACCAUCAAAGGACUGAAUCUGAUCUUUGCAAAGAAAUAAUAGAUAGUGACGAUGGCGAUUGGACUUCAUUUAACAAAACCGUUAGAACUGAAUCGAAUGGCAAUGAACCACAAAGCACACACAAUGAAACAGUCGAUAAAAAACGAAGAAUUCAGUUUUGCAAUGAGUGUCCUUAUAUGUUUUCAAACGAGGACAUGUUAAAGAGACAUAAACUAAAAGUUCAUCAUAAGUCAGUUCAGAAACUACAAGUAUGUCACGAGUGUCAAAUAUUUACACAAUAUAGAAAUUUGUCGAGACAAAAAACUGAUGAUAAAGAUGAAAUUUUCAAGUGCGAAAAGUGUUUAGCAGUAUCACAAGUACUAAAGAAAAGCUACAAGUGCACUCAUUGUUCGGAAGCAUUUUCAUCGCUUAUUAAAUUGGUCAAUCACAAAAACAAUGUUCACUGGCCAAUAAGACUGCGGGUGUGA
Molecule: messenger RNA, 1593 nt
Organism: Trichogramma pretiosum
Lineage: Eukaryota; Metazoa; Arthropoda; Insecta; Hymenoptera; Trichogrammatidae
Product: zinc finger protein 724-like
Exons: 1
Coding region: 1-1593 (530 amino acids)
Biological process (GO): regulation of transcription by RNA polymerase II
Cellular component (GO): chromosome
Molecular function (GO): chromatin insulator sequence binding
Source: RefSeq, a predicted model, not a curated record